Coffea eugenioides is the source of this 1266-nucleotide messenger RNA. RefSeq names its product TIMELESS-interacting protein-like. The transcript is spliced from 5 exons. The record is from RefSeq and is a predicted model, not a curated record. Gene Ontology annotation, molecular function: zinc ion binding; DNA binding. The coding region runs from base 1 to 1128 and encodes 375 amino acids. Lineage: Eukaryota; Viridiplantae; Streptophyta; Magnoliopsida; Gentianales; Rubiaceae. Gene Ontology annotation, cellular component: nucleus; replication fork protection complex. Gene Ontology annotation, biological process: replication fork arrest; DNA replication checkpoint signaling; DNA damage response.
AUGGACAAAGGCGGCGGCGGCGGUACUGCGGCAGCGCCGACAGGCUGCUACAAGUGCGGGAGACCAGGCCACUGGUCACGAGACUGCCCAUCAAACCCACCAUCUUCAAGCUCCAAGAACAACAAUGACGAAAAUACUAUUGACAAAGAUCUGAACAGAGAUCCAAGUGGAUCUGCUUACAGUUAUUCGAAGAAAACUUUCAAAAAUAAUGCUCAAAGCAACUCUGCCUCUGCUGCAGAGAAGCCCAAGAGACUUCCCAGAACGAGGCCUAAGCUUACCCCAGAUCUCCUCCUCUCAAACGACGGAAUUGGCCAUAUUCUCCGCCAUUUCCCUCGUGCUUUUAAGUACCGCGGACGCGGUCAUGAGGUCAGUGAUCUGGGGAACCUACUUGGCUUGUAUGCUGAAUGGCACUCUCGUUUAUUACCAUACUUCUCGUUUGACCAGUUUGUACAUAAAUUGGAGCAGAUUGGCACCAAAAACCGUGUCAAGAAAUGUAUCCGAGAAUUACGAGAGAGAAUUGCCGAUGGAGUAGACCCAGCAGAGCUGCAUGAGCCUCAAGUUCAAGAUAACAAUCCAAAUCAUGAACAAGGCACCUCAAAUUUAGAUGCCAGGGACACAGAAGAAGAAAAUCGUUUUCAUGAGGAUACUAAUAUGGAAAAUGCUAUUGAGGAUAACACAUGUCCGGAAAUUCCAGAUAAUAGUACUCUUCAGGAAAGCAUCCUUAAUGAAAUUUGGGAAAAGGCCAUGGAGGAACCAUUUAAGCCUUCAGAUGACAAGAUUGUUGAAGCUGGUGCAUCUCAUGCAGAUAAUGAGACACCAAAAAUGGCACCUGGAGAAACGUCUUCCAGUUCUAAUGGAACUAUGCUCUCAGAAGAACAGCGAGCUCGUAUGGAAGCUAACAGACUGAAGGCAUUAGUAAAAACUGGACAGGAACCAUCUAAGCCUUCAGAUGACAAGAUAGUUGAAGCUGAAGCAUCUCAUGCAGAUAAAGAGACACCAACAAUGGCACCCAGAAAAACGUAUUGCAGUUCUAAUGGAACUAUGCUCUCAGAAGAACAGCGAACUCGCAUGGAAGCUAACAGACUGAAGGCAUUCGAAAAAGCUGCUGCUCGUGCCCGGAAGCUGUAAUGACAUUUGAUUCUGGAAAUUUGGAGGAAAAAUGACUUUCGAACAGUUGCUAUUAGUUCUUGUGGUUUGGAAAAAUGAUUUCUCGUCCUUCAAUUCUUGGUUCAUCUGAUAUUGGUUGAGGGCAGCAUAUUUGCUUUA